Messenger RNA from Penicillium hordei, 4476 nucleotides. Its product is annotated as putative ABC transporter. The transcript is spliced from 15 exons. Gene Ontology annotation, cellular component: membrane. Lineage: Eukaryota; Fungi; Ascomycota; Eurotiomycetes; Eurotiales; Aspergillaceae. The record is from RefSeq and is a predicted model, not a curated record. Gene Ontology annotation, biological process: transmembrane transport. Gene Ontology annotation, molecular function: ATP binding; ATP hydrolysis activity; ABC-type transporter activity. Bases 1 to 4476 code for a protein of 1491 amino acids.
AUGGCAAGCAACGACUCUGUGGAAAGCAAGUUCACAUUAGCUGCAAACACAGAACGUAUUGCUGGAAAUUCCGUUUCUUCCUCUGAGAGUCCAUCUUCGCCAGUCGGGUCACGUCCACCCGAAGAAUUCGCGCCAAUCCGCACGACCCCAUCAGGCUCCCCGGCAGAUUCCACAGGGCCAAGGUUAGAUGAUGAUGGUGUCGAGCGUACUAUAUCUCUCCGGCGCAGCUAUGUCUCCGGUCACGAUACCAAAGGUGAGGACUGGGCCCAAAUAGAAAGACUGAUUUCUCGGAUGUUCGGCUCUGAGCGCAGAGCAAAUUCCGAAGAUGAGAAAACACGUCAUGUUGGAGUUGUAUGGAAAUAUCUCACCGUGAAGGGCGUGGGCCUUGGAGCCGCUCUCCAACCUACCAACGGAGACAUUUUCCUCGGGUUGCCACGGUUCAUUAAGCAACUAUUCACUCGGGGAAGGAAGGGUGUCGGGGCCGGAAAAGCACCGAUACGAACGAUCUUGGAUGAUUUUACUGGCUGUGUUCGUCCGGGGGAAAUGCUUCUUGUUUUGGGCCGCCCUGGCUCCGGCUGCUCCACUUUCUUAAAAGUGCUCGGCAAUCAACGAGCGGGCUACGAAAGCAUUGAAGGGGAUGUGCGGUAUGGCGGCACCGAUUCAGAAAAGAUGGCGAAGCAGUAUAGGUCUGAAGUCUUGUACAACCCCGAGGACGAUCUCCAUUACGCAACUUUGACAGUGCGAGAUACACUGCUUUUUGCCCUGAAAUCCCGAACUCCGGACAAAGCUUCACGAAUCCCAGGAGAAAGCCGAAAAGAAUAUCAGGAUACAUUCUUGUCUGCCAUAGCGAAGCUGUUCUGGAUUGAACAUGCUCUGGGAACUAGAGUUGGCAAUGAGCUCAUUCGUGGAGUUUCCGGGGGUGAGAAGAAACGAACCUCAAUUGCUGAAGCUAUGGUUACAAAGGCUAGCACCCAGUGCUGGGACAACUCUACCAGGGGCUUAGACGCCAGUACAGCGCUGGAGUAUGUUCAAAGCUUGCGAAGUCUAACAAAUACCGCCAAUGUUUCAACGGUGGUGGCUCUCUACCAGGCCUCGGAAAAUCUAUUUGAUCUGUUCGACAAGGUCAUUCUGAUCGAAGAAGGAAAAUGCUCUUUCUUCGGACCAACACAGGAUGCAAAACCCUACUUCGAACGGCUGGGCUUUGAAUGCCCCCCGCGUUGGACAACCCCGGACUUUUUGACUUCUGUCAGUGACCCCAAUGCGCGACGUGUUAAAGCUGGCUGGGGUGACCGAAUCCCUCGUAAUGCAGCUGAAUUUCAAGCUGCAUAUCGCAAAAGUGAUACAUAUCGAGCCAACCUGGCGGAUAUUGAAAGUUUCGAGGGCGAAAUCGAAGCCCAAAGGCAGGAGAGAGAGGCUGCAAGAAGUACCGCCAAGCGGAAAAACUACACGAUCUCAUUCUAUAAACAAGUUAUGAUCCUCACACAUCGUCAAUUUCUGGUAAUGUUUGGUGAUAGAGAGUCAUUGAUCGGAAAGUGGAGUGUGAUAACCUUCCAAGCCCUCAUUGUUGGCAGCUUGUUUUACAAUCUUCCGGAUACAAGCAAUGGUGUUUUCACGAGGGGUGGUGUGAUGUUUUUUAUACUGCUUUUCAAUGCAUUGCUUGCUAUGGCAGAGCUGACAGCAGCAUUUGAGAGUCGACCAAUCUUGAUGAAACAUAAAAGCUUCUCUUUCUAUCGCCCUGCAGCUUAUGCGCUUGCCCAAGUUGUGGUUGAUGUGCCUCUUGUGUUUAUACAAGUCGUUCUAUUUGAUAUCAUAGUAUACUUCAUGGCAAACCUUGCGCGAACACCUUCGCAGUUCUUCAUAAAUCUGCUUUUCAUUUUCAUUCUCACAAUGACGAUGUACUCAUUCUUUCGUGCUCUUGGGGCUCUAUGUUCCUCGUUGGAUGUUGCCACACGUCUCACUGGUGUUGCCAUACAGGCAUUGAUUGUAUACACAGGCUAUCUCAUCCCUCCGUGGAAAAUGCACCCGUGGUUAAAGUGGCUCAUUUGGAUCAACCCCGUCCAAUACGCAUUUGAGGGAUUGAUGGCCAACGAGUUCCAUAAUCUCCGGAUAAAGUGUGAACCACCUUACAUUGUGCCUGAUGGGCCGAAUGCGGUGUCUGGCCACCAAUCCUGUGCAGUCCAGGGCAGUGAUCCAGACCAAUUGGUCGUUCAUGGUCCCAAGUAUAUCCAAACGGCGUACACUUACAGCAGAGCACACCUGUGGCGGAAUUUCGGCAUCAUCAUCGGAUGGCUUAUAUUUUUUAUCUGUUUGACGAUGUUGGGAAUGGAAUUGCAGAGACCUAAUAAAGGUGGCUGCUCGGUCACGGUGUUUAAAAGAAGCGAAGCCCCCAAGGCAGUUCAAGAUAUCGUGAAACGAUCUGCCCCGCCAGAAGAUGAAGAGUCUGCAGAGAAGGAUGGCAUAGCGACCAACAAAAAUGACGGCAGCUCGGGAGAAUCCAGUGACAAGGUCCAGGACAUUGCUCAAAACACUGCAAUAUUUACAUGGCAAAACGUCAACUACACCAUUCCAUACAAGGGUGGACAGAGACAACUAUUGCAAAAUGUUCAAGGAUAUGUCAAGCCUGGUCGACUGACUGCAUUGAUGGGAGCUUCUGGCUCAGGUAAAACCACGUUGCUCAAUGCGCUAGCACAGCGAAUCAAUUUUGGUGUGGUCACUGGCAACUUCUUUGUUGAUGGAAGGCCUCUCCCGAGGAGUUUCCAGAGAGCGACAGGAUUCGCCGAGCAGAUGGACAUUCACGAACCCACCGCUACUGUGCGGGAGUCUCUCCAGUUCUCUGCUCUGUUACGGCAGCCAAAAGAAGUCCCAUUACAAGAAAAGUAUGACUAUUGUGAGACAAUCAUUGACCUGUUAGAAAUGCGGUCCAUCGCCGGCGCAACCGUUGGAUCUGCGGGCUCAGGCCUCAACCAGGAGCAACGCAAACGACUCACCAUUGCAGUAGAGUUGGCAAGUAAACCAGAGUUGUUGCUUUUCUUGGAUGAGCCGACAUCCGGUCUCGAUUCUCUGGCCGCAUUCAACAUCGUACGCUUCCUUCGCCGACUUGCAGAUGCCGGACAGGCUGUUCUCUGUACAAUCCAUCAACCCUCUGCCGUGUUAUUUGAGAAUUUCGAUGAGCUCUUGCUGCUUAAAAGCGGUGGAAGUGUAGUUUACAACGGGCCCCUUGGAAAUGACUCCAGGACGUUGAUUGAUUACUUUGAACAAAAUGGCGGGAGGAAGUGCUCACCGCAUGAAAAUCCAGCAGAGUAUAUGUUGGAAGUCAUUGGAGCCGGAAACCCUGAUUAUAAAGGUCAGGACUGGGGCAAUGUAUGGGCCAACUCGCCAGAGUCCAGCCGGCUUUCUGAGAGUCUAGAGGAUAUCAUUGCCUCCCGUCGCAAUUCUCAAGAUGAUGAGAAGGUUAAAGACGGUCGCGAGUACGCAAUGCCUCUCUAUGUUCAAGUAGUCGCAGUCACCAAGCGCGCAUUCGUGGCUUACUGGAGAAGCCCAGACUACAUCCUUGGCAAAUUUAUGCUUCACAUCUUUACCGGCCUUUUCAACACCUUCACAUUUUGGCAUCUUAGAGAUAGCUCCAUUGACAUGCAAUCGCGGCUAUUCUCUGUCUUCAUGACGUUGACAAUCGCUCCACCGUUAAUACAGCAACUCCAACCACGAUAUAUCCAUUUUCGCGGACUUUAUAAAUCUCGCGAAGCUAACUCCAAGAUCUACUCUUGGGUUGCCUUUGUGACGAGCACAAUUGUCCCAGAACUGCCCUACUCGAUUGUUGCCGGGUCAAUUUACUUUAACUGCUGGUACUGGGGAACUUGGUUCCCGCGCGACUCGUUCAGCUCUGGCUACGUUUGGAUGUCGCUGAUGGUCUUCGAACUAUACUAUGUUGGACUUGGCCAAUUCAUAGCCGCACUUGCACCCAACGAGCUCUUUGCUAGCUUGCUUGUGCCGACUUUCUUUACCUUCAUUGCUUCCUUCUGCGGUGUUGUCGUCCCUUACGCCGCAUUGCCGCAUUUUUGGCAGUCGUGGAUGUACUGGCUUACGCCUUUCCACUAUCUUUUGGAGGGAUUUGUUGGAGUCAUCACGCAUAAUGUCCCAAUGCGCUGUAUUGAGCGUGAAGAAUCUCGCUUCAGCACUCCGGCUGGCAUGAACUGCCGACAAUAUGCUGGGUCUUAUGUCGAAAAGGCUGGUGGAUAUGUCCGAGACGCUGGAAAUGGAAUGUGCGCGUUCUGCCAAUACUCCAAUGGUGAUCAAUAUGCUAAGAGUAUCAAUGUGUUUUACUCGCACAAGUGGAGAGAUUAUGGAAUCUUCUGGGGAUAUGUCAUCUUCAACUUUGCUCUUGUUUUCGUUUUCUCGUGGUUAUAUUUGCACGGUGUGAGCAACAUGAAACGUUGGUUCAGUGCGCGUAAGACGAGAAAGGGCAAAGACAGUUCUUGA